GGCGGGGAACGCUCUGCAAUUGAACUAAAGGACCGCAGGCACACGAGCAUCCUCUUCUACAAACGCGUAUACAUCACAUAGUCAAUGGAUUACACCUUGUCCCUACAAGUGCAACACCAUCUGACUGUGUAUCCGACGCACUUAUACCAGGGCUACAGCGUAGAGUUACAGAUGAAGUCAACACAGGUGGACCACAGCCUUUUCACAGACAGUUACUGCAAAGUGUGCAGCGCACAGCUCAUCUCAGAAUCACAGAGAGUGGCACAUUAUGAGAGUCGAAAACAUGCAAACAAGGUGCGUUUGUAUUACAUGUUACACCCAGUGGAUGGAGGAUGCCCGGCUAAGAAGCUCAGAACAGAUGAUGGUAGCGACGACGGAGACGUGGAUAAGAACAAAUGCUGUACACUGUGUAACAUGUCCUUCACUUCGGCGGUGGUAGCUCAGUCUCAUUAUCAAGGCAAGAUUCAUGCCAAGAGACUCAAACUUCUGCUGGGGGAACAGCCUGCCAUAACAGCCAAAGAGGAGUCACCUAGUCCCGUGAAGACACCCUCCUCAGAAACCUCACCUGUUAGCUUGAACCGUCAGCACCGGGACUCCGACCGCUACUGUCAACUCUGUAACGCUUGGUUCAACAACCCUGGAAUGGCGCAUCAACACUACGACGGCAAAAAGCACAAGAAGAACGCAGCACGCGCAGACCUGCUGUAACAGUUGGGGAAGACUUUAGACGUGGGAGAGAUGAAAGGUCUGAAACGCUGCUACACGUGUGACAUCUGCAGCGUCACGCUAAAUUCAGUGGCACAGUAUCACGCACACCUGCAGGGCUCCAAGCACCAAAACAACCUAAAAAAUCAACUGUGUGUCCAGUGAGCCAUAGGAGAACCAAGAUGAUUGGAUUGAUGUCAGACAAGCUGUUAACAGCUUGCCCUGGAUUUUCUGCCUCUGUUAUCUUUCUCUCUCAUAAUUUUGCUCCAUUUCACUUUGUUGACUUGCUCUCAACUUGACCGCAAAAGAAGAUCCUCUUAAAAAUCAGCCUUUAUUCAUUCCCAAUGUCCCUCUGCCUCCAAGCCUCUUCUGCAGCAGUCCUCCUCCUCAUGACAUCAGACAUCUUGCCCUAAAACUCUGGAGCAGAUGUGACUUCAUCAAGUGAUGCCCACUUGCCAGUUUCUCUGUUACAUCACCAGACGUUUAUAUACUGUAUCUAAUCUCAGUCAGUUGUUGUGUGCAUGACUGAAUACGUUACUUGUGGUCACUCUUUCAGCUAAGCAACAUCUGUUCAAAAAUCUGCCAAAUUAUUUGUCAAGAAAAUUGUAGCAAAAGAAUGAACUUCUAUUGGAAACAGUUGUCCACGGUUCACGUUUAUGUCUUAUUUUUUAUGUGUGCAUUUGGGGUUCUACAGAAACACUUUGCUAGAUGUGUUUAUGUACAGUAUGUAUGUCUUAUCUGUAUGUAGCUGUUUUGGUGUGUUUGAUGAAUGGGCAUUUGAGAUGAUUUAUAAACGUGAACUCACAGCUAAUAUAGACUUAUUUAGAUUUCUGGUCUGGUUUUUAAUACAUUUUUGAAGUUUUCAACAGAUUUAAAUGAGGUUGCAUUAUAAUCUAAAAAAUUGUGUAGACUUAAGCAGAGUUCAAAAAACAGCUAAAUUCUUCAUCUGGUUGUUGGUCACAUAUUUCAGUUUGCCUGAAUACAUGCCUGCUGUUACCUUUGACGUGUGAACGUGAAAAGGUAUGUACAAGAUUACUGUAAUCGUCAUUCUCAGAAUAUUCUAAUAAUACUUUGAAUUAUUAUUAGAAGUGUACUGUAGAAGAUAUAUUUAAUAUAUUUAUUCAACUGUCAUAAGCUGCAAAACUAGUGCGUUCUUAAGCUUUUGCAUUUGCACUGAUUGUGUCUCUUUAUUUUCUCUCUUAAAAAAAAUGAGCGAUCAUCGUAAUGAGAACUUUUGACUUUAUUUUAUUCUUGAUAGAAAGAUGUCAGUUUAUUCCUUGGUACAAUCAAGAAAUAACAAAAUCAUGGAAAUUAUUAAAAAAACUGAAAACUAUAAAAAGUAAAGAUUACUCAUCCAAGCAUGGUAGAACGUAAUCUGUUAUGAUGUAUAUAAAGAUUUGAAUUUUAACAAACAAGUGCACAAAUACUUUAUCAGCUCUCUGUUUCAAAGAUAGAGAAAUCCAUUUAUGCAUUGUUUCAUUGGAACUAAUGUGUGUUCCCUUUAAGAGAGCAAGCUGUUGUUCUCCCUCUUUGUGCUCUGGGUCAUGUGAUCGAUUGUGUCUGAAAUGAAAUAAAAGGCACUUCA
Molecule: messenger RNA, 2290 nt
Organism: Triplophysa rosa
Lineage: Eukaryota; Metazoa; Chordata; Actinopteri; Cypriniformes; Nemacheilidae
Gene: zmat4a
Product: zinc finger, matrin-type 4a
Exons: 7
Cellular component (GO): nucleus
Molecular function (GO): nucleic acid binding; zinc ion binding
Source: RefSeq, a predicted model, not a curated record